GUGCCACCAUAUGAAUGUGCUCUUUUUGAGCUCUGUAAUUAACAAAAUCUGAGUUACAUUUUGUUCUUAAUUACUUCCAUAGAUGUUUAUUGUAUUUAUGUAUGCAAUGUAGAUGCCAUUGUGUCUUUUCAGAGCUUAUUUUGACCUAAAAUCUCUGGAGGAGAGUAUAUUCUGUCACUGUACAGGGACUUCCACAUGUCUUAAGAACUGUGCAAGCAAUCACAAAUUUAACUAUCGGGAUAGGUUUUUUUCAUUUGAUACCUGUGAAUUUUCUGCAAUCCAAAGAUGGCAGCAAAUAAACCUAAAGGACAGAAUUCCUUGGCUUUACACAAAGUCAUCAUGGUGGGAAGUGGUGGUGUGGGAAAAUCUGCUUUAACACUACAAUUCAUGUAUGAUGAGUUCGUUGAAGACUAUGAGCCCACCAAAGCAGAUAGCUACAGGAAAAAAGUGGUUCUGGAUGGGGAAGAGGUCCAAAUUGAUAUAUUGGACACAGCAGGGCAGGAGGACUAUGCUGCAAUUAGAGACAACUACUUCCGAAGUGGAGAAGGCUUCCUUUGCGUCUUCUCUAUUACAGAGCUGGAAUCCUUUGCAGCAACCGCAGACUUCAGGGAACAAAUCUUAAGAGUAAAAGAAGAUGAGAAUGUUCCUUUUUUGCUAGUUGGUAAUAAAUCAGAUUUGGAAGAUAAAAGGCAAGUUUCUGUAGAGGAAGCAAAAAACAGAGCUGAUCAGUGGAAUGUUAAUUAUGUGGAAACAUCUGCAAAAACACGAGCUAAUGUUGACAAGGUGUUUUUUGAUUUAAUGAGAGAAAUUAGAGCCAGAAAAAUGGAAGACAGCAAAGAAAAGAAUGGGAAGAAGAAAAGAAAAAGCCUAGCUAAGAGGAUCAGAGAAAGAUGUUGCAUUUUAUAAUCAGAGCCUGGAUUCCUUUCCUACCCUGACCAUACUAAUAAAAACCAUAAUUUAUAAGCAUGCCAUUGAAGGCUGAAGUGACUGAAAUUACCCUAAUGUGUUGGAAAAUGUAAUGUACCACUAAAAGCAUGAAUUGGAGCUGCACUGAAAGUCAAAUUCACUGAAAACAAAUUAUGUGGCUUCAAGAGAAGCAAAGUUCAGUCCAUUUCAUAAUUGCCUACCUUCUCACAUUUCUUCUGAAUGUAGUAUUUCAUAGGCAGUCUUUUCUUUAAUAGUGAACAGAGGGGCGAAGUAUUACUUUGUGGGUUCUUAUAAAGCAUAAUUUUUUAUCACUGGUAAUUGUCAAUUCAUCUUGUCUUUUGUUGCCUUGAAAAUUACAAUUGUGAACAUGGUACCUACCAAAGCAGCAUGCAGCUGUUUUGCCAUGGAGUUAUGCAAAUUAGAAAAGAAUAAUGUAUCUGCGAACAGUUACGUUGAGGAGAACUGCGUUUCCUGAUUAGUUUAGAAGAGCGAUAUAAACUUUUACAUUGAAAUAUUUGAAUAUGCCUUAAUUUUAAAACCCAAACAUAGCAGGUUGCUUAAAUCAAGGGUGUAUUUUCAACUCUGUUGCAUGGAGAACUGUCCCUGCACAUCAGCGCGAGGCUGCCCUCUCUGAGGAGCGCAGUUACAUGAAUGAUUUUGCUAACUAGCUGUCUGCUAGCAGUGUCUGUUCUUUAAAUGUGUGCCAUACUCUGGUAUUGUGAAUAAUACAGAGCAUAUUCUGUCAUCCAUAAUUUGGUAACAGUAUGGUAUCUUAACUUAAAAGGUCAGAAUACGUGUAAGACUGAAGUCGUAAGCCUAUGGCACAUCUAAGCCUGGAAUGGUCGUUUAAAAUUUAAUGUGCUGGUACCUUGAAACUUCCCUUUUGCGCAUAGAUUUUUGUCUAGAUGUUCCUUGGGUUUUAACUCCCUGGAAUUGGGUGGAGUGGGGCUAAUCUAGUAGCGCUAAUGUGUUUUAAGAUGUUGUCUGGCAAAAUUCUGGUUAAUUUCUUUUGUGUUCCUAAUACUCAGCUAUGGGAACACGGUGUGUUACGCUGAAGCUCUUUGCAGGUUUUGUACUGUUUAAUCUAUGUUGAUUUUCAAAUGGGGAACAGUGUAGCUACUUUUUUCUAGUUCACGUUGAUAUCAAACAAUCAAACAUGCUUUGCAAUACAGAAACAUUUAACACGCGCAUCCAAAAUCCCCAAACAAAACAUACUGCCUCAGUUGCUUCGGAACAGCGAGAAUACUAGCACACGGUUAGUAUGCCACAUCCUGACUAAAAAAAAAUACCAGAAUGUUUGAGGGUUUUGGACUCCUCUGUGGUGAGACGGGCUAGAUCAAUUCCACAAACUGUUAUACUUUUUAUACAUGUGUAAGCCUAUAACUGACAGUUUAAAAUGUGCUCAAGCAAACUAGGUAACAAAUAUUUAACUUUCAUGCUAACAGACGUUUUAGGGACUCAAGUCUUAGAAGUUAUAUUUGUCAUGUUAAAUAUUUAUCAAUAGGAAUUUUGUAUGUGCAUUUAGUAGACUGCCAAGUGCAGAACUAAAGUUACUCAUGUAACUGGCAAAUAAAGCCAGUCUUCAUCUUACUGUGUACUCAUUUGGGUCUAUUUAGCCAGGGAGUCUAACCACUAACAUUGUGACUUUGCUUUGGAACCUGUAUACUGGGAACUGAGGUGUUAUGAAGCCACAGGACACAUGAAAGCUGUCUUGGCUGAUGCCUUAUCCUGUCCUUUUAUUUGCUAUUUGAGCCAUUGAAAGAUGAAUAAACUUCCAUUUUUCUAAAAUA
Messenger RNA from Empidonax traillii (willow flycatcher), 2717 nucleotides. RefSeq names its product RAS like proto-oncogene A (gene RALA). Bases 286 to 906 code for a protein of 206 amino acids. The record is from RefSeq and is a predicted model, not a curated record. Gene Ontology annotation, cellular component: plasma membrane. The transcript is spliced from 5 exons. Gene Ontology annotation, biological process: regulation of exocytosis; Ras protein signal transduction. Gene Ontology annotation, molecular function: GTPase activity; GDP binding; GTP binding. NCBI's taxonomy places the organism in Eukaryota, Metazoa, Chordata, Aves, Passeriformes, Tyrannidae.